AUGGAAGACACAAUCUACACGACCUCGACGCAGUACCGUCUCUUCACGUACACGCCCCAGCAGCUCUCGGACCUGCGCCAUGCCACGAACCGCGCCGCCGCCGAAAAAAUCACGGCGUCCAUCAAGGCCGCGCGCGCCGCCGGCGACCGCGACGACGCAGACAACGACGGCGACGAGGAGAUUGAUUGCCCGACGGCGGAGGAGGAGUUGAAGCUUGUGGCGUACUAUUGCGUCAAGUGCAUGCAGCUGUCGGAUCACUUCAAGUUCCCCAGCGCCGUCAAGGCGACAGCACUCACCUUCCUGCACCGCCUCUACCUCACCACCAGCACGCUCACCCUGCACCCCAAAAAGCUCCUCCUCCCCAUCCUCUACCUCGCCACCAAGACCGAAAACUACUACACCCCCAUCGACCGCUUCAUCGCGACCGCCCUCACCGCCGGCACCACAAUCACCAAGGACGACCUCAUCUCGCCCGAGUUCAAGAUCGCCAUGGGCCUCCGCUGGGCCUUCCAGAUCUGGCACCCCUUCCGCGGCCUCGAGGGCAUCUUCCUCGAGCUCAACGCAAUGCACCAGGGCACCUACGCCUCUCCCGCUCACCUCCCCGGCGAGGCCGAGGACGCGAAGCGCCGCCUCGAGGACCUGGCGGGGAGUGAUGUGGUUGGGAGGAUAGGUAGGGCGCAUGGGGAGGCGAGGGCGAUACUCACGAGUACGGCGCUGCUCACGGAUGUGUAUUUCCUGUACACGCCGCCGCAGAUCAGCUUUGCGGCGUUCCUGGAGGCGGAUAGAGAGCUGGCGGAGAUGUAUCUGGAUGUCAAGUUCCCUGCCGGGAACGCGGCGGCGGAGGCGACGAAGAGGAAGCUGCUGAAGGUAGUGGGCGAGUGUGCGGAGCGGCAUCUGUCGAGCAGCAUCACGAGGGAGACGCCGAAUCCGUAUCCGGGGCUGUGUCUGCAGUUGCCGCAGAAUGGGGUUGCGACGUCGGUGCUGGCGAGCUUGGAUAAGGGGCUGGUGAAGGAGGUGACGCGGGUGGAUAAGAAGCUGUACCAUGUGACGAACCGCGAUCGGAAGGCGAAUGGGGGCGGCGGCGCGGGGAAGAAGGAGAAGGAGAGGGAGGGGAAUUACGAGGCGAGUGCGGCGGAGGAGGAGCGGAAGGCGAAGAAGAGGAGGUUGGAGAGGGAGAAGCUGGCCAGGGAUGGGGAUGUGUUUGGCGGGGCGCUGCAUCCAACGCAGGAGUAG
Morchella sextelata is the source of this 1233-nucleotide messenger RNA. RefSeq lists its product as uncharacterized. NCBI's taxonomy places the organism in Eukaryota, Fungi, Ascomycota, Pezizomycetes, Pezizales, Morchellaceae. The transcript has 2 exons. The record is from RefSeq and is a predicted model, not a curated record. The coding region runs from base 1 to 1233 and encodes 410 amino acids.